AUGCACGAAGUGGCUGCACUUCCUGAACCGCUACGAGGUGAGUCGGAGCGUGGAGAACGCGCUGAUCCACGACGUGAAGGCGAGGGUUCUGCUGGAUCUGCGCGGAGUGCGGUACAUCGACUGCAGCGCCAUGAUCACCGUGCAGGCGCUGUGGAAGAGUUUCAAUCGGCAUGGACCGAGGUUCUUCGUGCUGGUGGAGGGAAGCUAUGUGCCCACCAAGUUCCAGCUGUAUGGAAUGGAGGAGGUCAAGACCGUCGAAAGUGUGGAGGUACCCUUGUUGUAGGGGGUACUCGCACGUUUGGAAUGUGGUUCCAUUUAUUUUGUUUGUUUGAGAUAUGUUGUGUGCUUCGAGAAGGUUGUCGUAGAAAAGCCUUUGGGCUGUCGAAACGCUGCUUCUCUGCGACCGCCGCUCCCUUCGUGGCUAGCAAUCAUCCGCGACGGAGUGUUUUGUAUAUGCCGGGAUCGAAUGCGCGAGCUAUGGAGAAAGGAAAGACCUUGGCUGCAGAUGGACUGAUUCUCGAUUUAGAAGAUGCGGUUGCCAUCAACAAGAAAGAGGAAGCUCGUAAAAUGGUGAAUGAGCAAGUGAGAAAGGGAGGCUAUGGACUGCGUGAGAUUUGCAUCCGUAUUAAUAGUCUGGAUACGCCUUGGGGUGAAGAUGAUCUCCGUCUUGUUGCCACGAGUGGAUGCAACGCGAUUGCACUGCCCAAAGUGGAACGAGCGGAUCAAAUCGAACGCGUAAAUGCAAUUCUCAAUGAGUGCGGAGCGGAUCCCAAGACUGAGAUCUGGAGUCUGAUCGAAACUCCUCGAGGUAUUCUGAAUGCGGACGAGAUUUGUGGCUGUCUUCCUCGAAACAGCUGCAUCAUCAUGGGAACGAGCGACCUCUCGAAGGAGCUGAACGUGACGAGUCGUCGCGCGCUGCAGCUCUCUCUGCAAAUGGUGGUGCUGGCCGCGAAAAAGUACGGCAAAGUGGUGUUGGACGGCGUGUAUCUGAACGUCCGCGAUCUCGAGGGCUUCGAGAAGGAGUGCUGGGAGGGGAAGGAGUUCGGGUUCGACGGGAAAACGCUGAUUCAUCCGUCGACGAUCGAGUUGGCCAAUCGGAUUUUCGCGCCUUCCGCGACGGAGGUGGAGGACGCGAAGAACAUCAUUGCUUGCUUUGAGGAGGCCGAGCGGUCCGGAAAAGGCGUUGUGACGUAUAAAGGGAAAUUGGUGGAAAACCUGCAUGUGGUGAUGGCUCAGAAAGUCGUGCAGCAGCAUGAGCUGAUCGAGAAAAUGAAGGGGAAUUAAUGGAUAUUUAGUCUAG
This is a messenger RNA of Blastocystis hominis, 1300 nucleotides long. RefSeq lists its product as hypothetical. Gene Ontology annotation, biological process: regulation of cobalamin catabolic process. The record is from RefSeq and is a predicted model, not a curated record. Gene Ontology annotation, molecular function: (S)-citramalyl-CoA lyase activity. Bases 1 to 1284 code for a protein of 427 amino acids. The transcript is spliced from 9 exons. NCBI's taxonomy places the organism in Eukaryota, Bigyra, Opalinata, Blastocystidae.